AUGAUAUAAUAGAUUUAAUAUUAUAACAAAUUAGAAGAACUUAUAAACUCUUCACUUUAAUCUCAUUAGGUCCUCAAUAUUGAUUUGGGUAGUAAUUAAAUUGGUGAUUAAAGUGUAUCAAGCUUAGGUUCUGCUUUAGCAAAUUGCUCUAAUCUCUCAAAUUUGACACUUGAUCUUCGUUACAAUUAAAUUGGCCCAAAUGGUGCAUCAGGCUUAGGUUCUGCUUUAGCAAAUUGCUCUAAUAUCUCAGAUUUGACAAUUUAUCUUGCUGGUAAUUAAAUUGGUGCAAAAGGUGCACUAGGCUUAGUUUCCGGUUUAGCAAAUUACACUAAACUCUCAAAUUUGACACUUGAUCUUCGUUACAAUUAAAUUGGCACAAUUGGUACAUCAGGCUUAGGUUCUGCUUUAGCAAAUUGCACUAAUAUCUCAAAUUUGACACUUUAUCUUCGUGGUAAUUAAAUUGGUGCAAAAGGUGCAUUAGGCUUAGUUUCUGCUUUAUCAAAUUGCACUAAUCUCUCAAAAUUAACACUUGAUUUUUAUAGUAGUUAAAUUGGUGAUUAAAUUGCAUUAGACUUAAGUUCUGCUUUAAAAAAUUACUCUAAUCUCUCAAAUUUGACACUUGAUCUUAGUGGUAAUUAAAUUGGUGCAAUUGGUGCACCAGGCUUAGGUUUUGCUUUAGCAAAUUGCUCUAAUCUCUCAAAAUUGACACUUGAUUUUAGUUCUAAUUAAAUUGGUGAUUAAGGUUCAUCAGGCUUAGGUUCCGCUUUAGCAAAUAUCACUAAUCUCUCAAAUUUGACUCUUAAUCUUAUGUCUAACUAAAUUGGUGAUUAAGGUUCAUCAGGAUUAGUUUCUGCUUUAACAAAUUGCACAAAUCUCUCAAAUUUGUCACUUAAUCUUAGUUAUAAUUAAAUUGGUGUGAUUGGUGAACCAGGCUUAGGUACUUCUUUAGCAAAUUGUACUAAUCUCUAAAAUUUGGAACUUGUUCUAGAUUAUAACUAAAUGAAUGAGUCAUAAUAAUUGAAAAUAUAAGGCAAGUGUCUUAAAUUAAAAAGAUUAGUUACUUUUAAAAUAAAUUCGUAAUAAUGA
Tetrahymena thermophila SB210 is the source of this 1086-nucleotide messenger RNA. RefSeq lists its product as hypothetical. The record is from RefSeq and is a predicted model, not a curated record. Gene Ontology annotation, molecular function: GTPase activator activity; small GTPase binding. The transcript has 13 exons. Gene Ontology annotation, biological process: nucleocytoplasmic transport; activation of GTPase activity. Gene Ontology annotation, cellular component: perinuclear region of cytoplasm; cytosol; nucleus. NCBI's taxonomy places the organism in Eukaryota, Ciliophora, Oligohymenophorea, Hymenostomatida, Tetrahymenidae.